CCCCUCCCUCGGCGGCGGCGGCGGCCCCGGUGGCUCGGCGCCCCCCAGAGGAGGGAAAGUUGGGACCUGGCGGCGACGGACGCCCCCGGGCGCGGCUGGGAGGCUGCUGGGGAAAGUGAAGCCUGGAGGAGCUGGACGCGGGGAGGCUGGGGCAGGAAGGGCGCUGCUCGCUGUUGCUGAGUCUCCACGGACACCCCGGUACAAACCUAGGAGGAUCCGGCGCAGCCUCGCCAGCAGCGCCGGGACGAAACCCGGUGGCUCUUUGCCUGCUCACUUCGCGCUGCGGCUUGUGAGCCCCCUAACGCGCGGGUUUGCUCUGUUUGGGGAUUUUGAGAGGUUUGCUGAUAGAUUGGAUGUGGAAUGUGAAAACAGAAGAGUUAAGGAUGAAUCUAAGGCCAUAUGUAUAUUGGUGGCUGGUCGGAUUUGGCCUAUGGGUCAUAUAGAUUGACAAUCCCUGCUCUAUUAAACGUUCCUAUCUUCAGAAAAUAAGUUAAGGAAUGAGAGGCAAGGAAGAAAGGACAUUCAUCUUGGAAGAACCCAAAGCACUUUCAAAUUUUAAAGGAAUGUAAUGAUAGCUGCUAAAACCACCUUUGUCACCAUAAUGGAUGAAGUUCUUCAAAUUUAACCGAUUGAUCACACUUACAAGAGCUGCUAUGAAACAGGGGAAGUGAAAACUAACAGAUGAAAGUUUUGCCAUGCACUGAAAGGAAAGCAUCAUCUGUGAAGUUCUAUUUUUAAAAAUGUCUGCUUGUAACACCUUUACCGAACACGUUUGGAAACCUGGUGAAUGUAAGAACUGCUUUAAACCUAAAAGCUUGCACCAGCUCCCCGCAGACCCUGAGAAGGCACCCAUCACCCAUGGCAAUGUGAAAACUAAUGCCAAUCACAGUAAUAACCACCGCAUCAGGAACACCGGAAAUUUCCGGCCUCCUGUGGCUAAAAAGCCCACUAUAGCUGUGAAGCCCACUAUGAUGGUGGCAGAUGGACAAAGUAUAUGUGGUGAGCUUAGUAUCCAAGAACACUGCGAGAAUAAACCUGUCAUCAUAGGGUGGAACCGAAACAAGACAGCCUUGAAUCAGAAACCACUUAAUAAUAAUAGUGAAGAUGAUAUUGAAGGAUUUAGCCAUGUUCCUAAGCCUUAUAGGCAUGAUAGCGCAAAGAAGAUAUCAAAUAACAAUAAUGGACUAACUGAAGUAUUGAAGGAGAUAGCAGGCUUGGAUACCAACCCUCAGAUAAGAGGAAAUGGAGCAAACUCCAGAGAAACAUUCUUAGGAAGAAUAAAUGAUUGCUAUAAACGAUCACUAGAAAGAAAGCUUCCACCAAGUUGCAUGGUGGGUGGGAUAAAGGAUACUCAAGGCAAGCAUGUUAUUCUGAGUGGGAGCACAGAAGUGAUCAGUAAUGAAGGGGGCCGGUUCUGUUACCCAGAGUUUUCUAGUGGCGAGGAGAGUGAGGAAGAUGUACUCUUCAGUAACAUGGAGGAGGAGCAUGAAAGCUGGGAUGAGAGUGAUGAAGAGCUGUUGGCCAUGGAGAUUCGCAUGAGAGGGCAACCUCGCUUUGCUAACUUUAGGGCAAACACUUUGUCUCCUGUUCGAUUCUUUGUGGACAAAAAAUGGAAUACUGUCCCCCUGCGAAAUAAAUCUCUACAGAGAAUCUGUGCUGUAGACUAUGAUGACAGUUAUGAUGAAAUCCUGAAUGGUUAUGAAGAGAAUUCUGUGGCCUCCUAUGGGCCAGGAAGCAUUCAGAGCAUGGUAUCAUCUGACUCCACAUCACCAGAUUCUUCUUUAACAGAAGAAUCACGGUCUGAGACAACCAGUAGUUUAUCCCAGAAGAUUUGUAAUGGGGGAAUAUCUCCUGGUAACCCAGGAGAUUCUAAGGACAGGAAGGAAACUGAGCCCAAUUAUGAAAGUCUCUCUAGUAAUAAUCAGGAGGAGGACUCAUCACAAGCAUCCAAAAGCUCAAUAAAAGUUGGAGAGACACACAAAGCAGUACUUGCUCUCCGUUUAGAAGAAAAGGAUGGCAAGAUUGCUGUACAAACUGAGAAGCGAGAAAGUAAAGCCUCUACAGAUAUUGCUGGGCAAGCAGUAACCAUAAACCUCGUUCCUGUAGAAGAGCAAGCGAAGCCCUACCGAGUUGUGAAUCUGGAACAGCCGUUGUGCAAGCCAUAUACUGUCGUGGACGUGUCAGCAGCCAUGGCCAGUGAGCACCUCGAGGGCCCUGUUAACAGUUCUAAGAUGAAAAGCUCUUCUACUCCAAACUCUCCAGUGACAUCACCUGCAUUGACAUCAGGACAAAUAAGUGCGCAUUUCCAAAAAUCCAGUGCAAUCCAGUACCAGGAAGUAUGGACUUCCAGUACCAGUCCACGGCAAAGGAUACCUAAGGUGGAAUUAAUUAGUGGUGGAACUGGACCAAAUGUCCCUCCAAGGAAAAACUGUCACAAAUCAGCACCUACUUCACCCACAGCUACAAACAUUUCAUGUAAAACCAUCCCUGUUAAGUCACCUAAUUUGUCUGAAAUAAAAUUUAAUAGUUAUAACAAUGCUGGUAUGCCACCUUUUCCAAUUAUCAUUCAUGAUGAGCCAACUUAUGCUCGGAGUUCCAAAAACGCUAUCAAAGUUCCCAUUGUAAUCAAUCCAAAUGCAUAUGACAAUCUAGCCAUUUACAAAAGUUUUCUCGGAACAAGUGGAGAACUUUCACUGAAGGAAAGAACCACAAGUAUGAUAAGCCAUACUUAUGAAGAAAUAGAAACUGAAAGCAAAGUGUCUGAUAACACCACUAGCAAACCCACUGAAUGUCCCCAAGCUAAAGGAUUUUCAAACAGCACAGAGUGUAAAAGGGGUUCAGUGGCUCAGAAGGUUCAGGAGUUUAAUAGCUGUCUUAACAGAGGUCAGUCUUCACCACAGAGAAGCUAUAGCUCCAGCCACAGCUCCCCAACAAAGAUCCAGAGAACCGCUCAAGAACCUGUGGCCAGAACAGAAGGAGCUCAGGAGUACCAGAUGGUGGGCAGUGGCAGCAGCACCAGGGAGAAAGCAAGCACAGUGCUUUCUCAGAUUGUGGCUUCCAUCCAGCCUCCACAGUCUCCUCCAGAAAUGCCCCAGUCUGGCCCUAAAGCUUGCAGUGUGGAAGAGCUUUAUGCAGUUCCUCCGGAUGCUGAUGCUGCUAAGAGUACACCCGUUCGGCCCAAAUCUCUCUUUACAUCUCAGCCCAGUGGUGAGGCUGAAGCACAUCAGACCUCAGAAAGCCCUACCACCAAAGUACAGAAAGAUCCACUCACAAAGCCAGGCACCACCCCUCCCUCCAAAUUAGCGACUAACCCCCAAAAUGAGCCACCACCUCCCUUUCCCCCACCACGCUCUACUUCCUCCCCUUACCAUGCAAGUAACCUUUUGCAGAGGCAUUUCACCAACUGGACCAAGCCAACCAGCCCUACCAGGUCAACAGAAGCUGAGUCAGUUUUGCACUCUGAAGGCAGUAGGCGGGCAGCUGAUGCAAAACCUAAACGCUGGAUAUCAUUUAAAAGCUUCUUCCGCCGUCGGAAAACUGAUGAGGAGGAUGACAAAGAGAAAGACCGAGAGAAAGGGAAACUGGUGGGCCUGGAUGGCACAGUCAUCCACAUGCUGCCACCUCCUCCAGUUCAGCGCCAUCACUGGUUCACGGAGGCAAAAGGGGAGUCUAGUGAGAAGCCAGCCAUCGUUUUCAUGUACAGGUGUGACCCUGCCCAAGGCGAGCUCAGUGUGGAUCAGAGCAAGGCUGGGGCAGACCAGUCAGCAGUCACAGAGAAGACGGCAACAGAGGAUGGGUUACUACAAGACUCAGAGAAGGAGAAAAAGAGUCAUUCUUCUCCAUCACAGAUUCCUAAAAGAAGUCUCAGUCAUGUGACCCAUGAAGUGACGGAGGAUUUUUCUCCUUGGGAUCCAAGAACUGUUGCUGCAAAGCAAGAUGGCGGGGGCUGCACUUCAGUCACACCAGCAUUGCCCCUACCUGAACUGGAAAAGGAAGAGGAAAAAGAAGACACUUCAGAGCCUCUGGACAUGAAUCCCUGUAGUGCAACAUACAGCAACUUAGGGCAAUCUAGAGCAGCCAUGAUACCUCCCAAGCAUCCACGGCAGCCUAAGGGAGCUUUGGAUGAUGCCAUUGCCUUUGGUGGGAAAACUGACCAAGAAGUACCUAAUGCUUCCCAACCUACACCACCCCCACUGCCAAAGAAAAUGAUCAUAAGAGCCAAUACAGAACCACUCUCCAAAGACCUCCAAAAAUCCAUGGAAACGAGUCUUUGUGUCUUGGCUAAUCCCACCUAUGAUAUCGACCCCAACUGGGAUGCCAGCAGUGCUGGCUCUUCCAUCAGUUAUGAACUCAAGGGACUGGACAUUGAGUCUUAUGACUCCUUGGAGAGACCUUUGCACAAGGAGAGACCUGUCCCUUCAGCAGCAAACAGCAUCUCCAGCUUAACUACUCUAAGUAUUAAGGAUAGAUUUUCCAACAGCAUGGAGUCCUUGUCCAGCCGACGUGGUCCCUCUUGCAGACAGGGCCGAGGCAUCCAGAAGCCACAGAGACAAGCACUUUAUCGAGGACUUGAGAAUCGGGAAGAAGUCGUGGGUAAAAUUCGAAGCCUUCAUACAGAUGCCUUGAAGAAACUGGCUAUUAAAUGUGAAGACCUCUUCAUGGCUGGGCAGAAAGACGAGCUCCGUUUUGGGGUGGACAGCUGGUCGGACUUCAGGCUAACCAGUGACAAGCCAUGUUGUGAGGCAGGUGAUGCAGUUUACUACACAGCCUCAUAUGCAAAAGAUCCACUUAAUAGCUAUGCAGUCAAGAUCUGUAAGAGCAAAGCUAAAGAAUCUCAGCAGUAUUAUCACAGCUUGGCUGUCCGGCAGAGUCUGGCUGUCCAUUUUAACAUCCAGCAGGACUGUGGUCAUUUCCUUGCUGAAGUCCCUAACCGUCUGCUUCCCUGGGAGGAUCCUGAUGCCCCUGAAGAGGAAGAGGGUGAAAGGAAAGAACCUAAAGAAGAGGUGAAAGGAGAAACUGAUGGGAAAAACCCAGAGUCCUGCUCUGAAACAGAGUCGUCCCAGAAAGAAAGCCAGGGAGUCAUUAGCAGGAAGCAGAGAAGCCACGUUGUAGUCAUCACCAGAGAGGUUCCCUAUCUCACGGUGGCUGAUUUUGUGCAAGAAUCUCUGGCCCAGCAUGGGAAAAGCCCUGAUUCGUAUGAGAGGCAAGUGUGUCUGCUGCUCUUACAGCUGUGCUCUGGCCUUGAACAUCUCAAACCCUACCAUGUCACUCACUGCGAUCUACGUCUGGAGAACCUGCUGCUUGUCCACUACCAGCCUGGGGGAACCGCCCGUGGCCUUGGGCCUGCAGAGUUCAACCUCACCUCAUCUUGUCCCACCAGGCUCAUAGUAAGCAACUUCUCUCAGGCCAAGCAGAAGAGCCAUCUGGUGGACCCUGAGAUCCUCCGGGACCAGUCCCGCCUUGCUCCAGAGAUCAUAACAGCCACCCAGUAUAAAAAGUGUGAUGAGUUCCAGACAGGCAUCCUCAUCUAUGAGAUGCUACACCUGCCCAACCCCUUCGAUGAGAACCCAGAGCUGAAGGAAAAGGAAUACACUCGAGCAGACCUGCCUCGCAUCCCACUCCGCUCUCCCUAUUCCCGGGGCCUGCAGCAGCUGGCCAGCUGCCUCCUGAAUCCCAACCCUUCUGAGCGGAUCCUCAUUUCAGAUGCCAAAGGCAUCCUCCAGUGUCUCCUCUGGGGUCCCCGGGAAGAUCUCUUCCAGACCUUCACCACCUCCCCCAGCCCAAUGCAGAGGAAUGCCCUGCUCCAAAACUGGCUAGACAUCAAGCGAACACUGCUGAUGAUCAAGUUUGCUGAGAAGUCCUUGGACAGGGAGGGUGGAGUCAGCCUUGAGGACUGGCUUUGUGCUCAGUAUUUGGCUUUUGCCACUCCAGACUCCCUCAGUUAUAUUGUGAAAAUCCUGCAACACCGUUAAUGUGUCCUGGCUGCUGCUUUUACUUCAUUUUCACCUUCUUCAAGUCACCCAUGCACUUCCCCUUCCUACUACUCACACAGAAUGCAAGGAAAGAAGAGAGACAAACCUUCCAUCUCUGUCCAUGAACAGAUGAGUCCACUCAGAAGGGUUAUCCACAGCUCUACAUCAAGUGAGAACUGAGUCUGUCUUAACUUUAUAGAAAUUCAACUGCACAAAUAAGUAGUUGCCUUCCUUUGGAAUACCUUCCGCCCUAAUUGUCCCACAAAUGCAGGUAAAAAAUGGAAAUGCACAUCCUUGAAGGGAUGAACUCAGUGAGCUAUGUGCAGUUCCUCCAUAAUUUUGAAUAUCAUCUGUCUUUUUAACACCAACUAUUUAUUCUCACUAGCAAUAGACAGAUUUAACCAGUUUUACCAUCAUCCAGUAAGCUCUCAUGACAGACUUUCUUCCUUUAAAGUAUCAGUAACUGACUUUCUUACCUGGCAGAACUGCCAUCCUUAGCAUCAGCUCAGUUUUGAUUCCAGGGACUAUAGCCUUUCUUCCAAUAGAUAGUUGAAGGACAAGAAAAGAUCCUAUCCCUUGGGUCAUGGACCUAUUUUCACUUCUCUUAUCAAUAAGUGGGUACACUGCAUGGAUGACAGCCCUAACAGUCUCAUUUUUGCUGCCACUGCCUAAUUCUCCUUUACCUCUGCUCUUUCCCCACUUGCCAAUGAAGUUUGGGUUUAUCAUCCACUUGUGGCCCAUUACAUAGCUGACCCAAGAUGGUGUCACCAGUGCCUCACCAAGAUGGAGUGCAGUUCAGAUCUUAUAAAUAGCCAGCAGGACACAAGGAGAUGAUUUUACUGCAUGUGCAAUUCUCUAGGGGCCAUCAGGGGAACAGCUUAAAGUAUCGUUCUUUGAUUACUGUCAGAGCUGUCAGUGUUGGCCAGCUUCCUUCUAUUAGUAGCCAGUAUUAACUAGUCUACCAAAUGCUGUAGAUAACAGUCCCGAAUGAAAUGGCUGUCAGUUAAGCUCUAAGAUCUCCUUAGAGGGCACAUUGCUGCUGGCUAUUGGGAUGGCCAGAAGGCAGGGGAGAGGGAGAAGGCCACUGAUGAUGACGUCCUCCGUAGAAUGCUGACCUUUUAUGGAGAGACUGCCUCCCAGUUGCACUGUCACAUUGCUCCUUAUGACUCUGAAAUGGCUCUGGAGGACAGCUCACAGGGAAUUUUGACUGCUGAGGUGGCUGGUUGAGAGCUGUUCACUGUUCAUGAGGUCUGUGCUCUUCUCCUAUGGAUAUAUGUGCAAUUUUUAUGUAUUUUUUUUGGCUAUAUAUUACAGUGUUUAUGUUGCAACUUCACCUGAAGCAAGAUAUGCAGAAAUCCUCCCCUUCUUCCCUUGGCACAUAUUUGCGCUAAAAGAUGAGUGUUUUUUCCACCCUGGCCGUGGGGCUUGGGGGUGGCUUGUGUUAUUCAAAACUGUGAGUAUCUGUUUACUUCAACCUUGAAAUCCCAAGAGUCACUCAGACAGUGUGAGUGUGUGUGCACGUGUGUGCCCGUGUGUGUGCAUACACAUGCUGGAAGUAGGGGCCAGGCCUCUGGGGGAGCAACCUGUGGCAGGAUUGAUAGACAUGUUCUCUGCACCUAGUCAGUGAGGGAGCCCUCAUCUACCAGUGCGCUUUCUUAAAGAAGACUGAUUGUGCAGUAUUACUUAGAUAGCACACUAGUGGCCUUUAGGAAAUUUGUAAACUUUUAAUAGCCUUUCAUAUGAUUCGCCUAUAUCAAAGAGGAUCAAGAAAGGAGAAGAAUGUAUUUUAUUGUUCACUUGUUUCUUUCCUUCUUUUUUUUAGAGAGAAUGGGACAUGUGAGGCUCCAUAUGGAGGAUGUCCCUGUCCUCCUGGCCAGCAGCAAGGAAUCCCAAGGAAGAGAGUUGAUUGGCCCACAAAGAGUCUUGCUUCUCUAGCCAGAGUGCAGGGCUCUGACCCAGGAAUGGCCACAGGGUGGACAUGCUGCUGCAGGCCAGCAGUCCACUCUCUUAGUGUCCUGUGGCAUGGCUCCGCCUUGUCUAGCAGAUUGGUGUUUGGUUCACUUUAGCAUAGCCCACGUGCACAUAACUCCUUGCAUAAUUAUACACUGAAGAAGCAACACACAGACCACUGACCAUGUUAGCCAGCACAUUCCCUUAGCAGCCCUCUCUGCCCAUGGUUUGCAUAUUGAGACACUUUUUCAAUGUCACUCUUGUGGUGCCUUGCCCUUGUAAAUUUGAAUGUUGACUAUUUAAUAAGGUUUUAUAUUUAAUGAAGAAUGUUCCCUCAUCCCUCUAUUUGUUCUCGAGGUAUCCUUUUUCUUUUCCUUUUUUUUUUUUUUCUGUUUAACUUGGAUCCAGCCUUCUUCAUUUUAACUCUAUAGUGUUAUAAGCAUGGAUACCCUCCACUACCAUUAUCUUAUAGCACUGGUAAACCAAGCACCUCUUCAUAUCUGAUGUGUUCAGUACUGUUUGCAUAUUCAGAUUUGUUAAUGGCAAAAGAUGAAUGCCAACUAGUCAGAGAAGGGCCUCAGGCUUCCCAGAGACAGAUGGCUAGAUUAAUUUUUCUCUGAGUGAUGGCCGAGGAAUGUGAGGUAGGGAGGGAAGAGAGUGUUAUAGGUUAGAGCAGAAUGACAAAAUAACUAUUUCUAGGCAAGAAGUACUACAUCAGGUGGUCCUCAGAGUAUUUUUCAAAGUAAUGAAAUUCAGUCAAUCUACUAUUACCACAAAUGUGUUUUUACAUUUCCAUUUUAAUUGUAGUCGGAACUUUGAAUUCAUUCAUCAACUGAAAAGAAAUCCUACCCUCAGACACAGACAUGUAUACAUACAUACAUAUGAGUUUUGGAUUAUGACUAGUACAGCACUUUAAGAUUUCCCAGUUACAUCAAGUCUUGUCUUCAAUAUUGAUUGGAAAUUUUUUUCCUUUCCAUUGAGGUCUGUACCAUAGAGUCUUCCGUUUAUAUUGAGAGUUUGAACAAUUCAGCCGCUAUUGGAACUUUUCCUUAAGCCACAUGAGCAAGAACAAUGUCUCUGACAUAUUUGAGUGCUAGAGAAAGAAGAUAUGGCUGGAGGAGCCAAGACCAAGACUGAAUGUAUAGCUGAGUGCCUUGUUAGAGCUAUAACCUCAUCUUGGAGGUAAGAGAAUCUGACGUUCUGCAAAGAGGACCAGGACACGAGAGAUUCCCCCGUGCUAGCCUGAGGAGAGCCCCUGUGAUAUAUGUACACUAAUGUGAUGCCUAGAAGCUAAUUCACAAAGAAUUGUAACCUGUGGAAUCAACAACAAAGGAAUCUUGAAUGAGGUUCACCAACCCCUAGGCUACGUUAGAAGUGGAAGCCAGGAGCAUGGCAGUGGGUUUCUGGUUUUGCCCUCUGAAGGUGAACAGGGUGAGAUAUAGACGGGGACACAAGCACCCACACUACUGAUGUUGAGGGGCUAAAAGUGAAACAUAUUUGCUAGGAUUUUAAGAGUCUGAGUAGCUUUUCAUUGUCAGAUUAAGUGGGGUCCAGUUUUGCUUCCAAUCUCAGAAUGAGUUUGUGAACGUAGAAAACUCUAAGCCAAGAGACCUAAACUUCUAGAAAUAUUAAUGCUAUUUCUGGGAAUAAAACCACCUAAAAUUAUAUUUAAAGGUUUCUAGCAUUGUGAAAUUUCCAUGAAAGAUUUCUGGGGCCUACCAAAUAGUAAGGCAUAGAAGGAUUGCACUCAGGUUCCCAAAUUUGAAUUAAGAAUACUUUGGCUGGGAAGAAACCGGACUUGGUUUUGCUGGUAACCUGCAACUAGGAUUUUUCCCUAGAUUGUACCAAUAGUGAUCUGAAAAAAUACAAGCUAGUCCCAGAAAUUGGGGUGGACUUAGGAUACUGCACUAUGUUCCAAAUUAUUCUAGAUGUAUAAAUAAAGUAUGAACAUAGUUGCAGAGGAGGGAGAGAGGAACUUGACCCCCUAGGCCAACUUACAUUUUUUUUAUUCCCCUCACUAUUUGGUAAGAAUUGAAAAUUCUGGUCCAGCCUAAUGAGUGAACAGGAUGGCCACCCAAGUAACUGGGUUAUUAGUUUUACCUCAUUGAAGCUCAAACUCUCAAAGGCCCUAAGUGCUGUGCCGAGACAAAUCCAAGUGCCACUCUUGCUGAAGUGUACACUGAUGUCAAGCUGUCCGUGCUGCAGCAGCACUGAGAGUCGGGGUUCCACGGACCAAAAGUGAUGCCAUAAGGAAGCCAGAAGAGCUGCAAUGCAAGAUCCUAGAUAGAGAUAAUACCAAAGAAAUCAGGCCUUUUUGUAUUGAUGCUUCUAAGGUGAUGAGGUUGAGUUAUGAUAGAUGCCAUGGGAGGAGAAUUCACAUACAUUCCAUGUCAAGGUAUUUGGCUGAUAAAAUAAUCCAUCUUCAAAAAACACCUGUUAAAAAAAAAAGUCUAUUUUGUGUAUUAGGGGGAAAAAAGAAGAAGAAGAUAAUUAUGAAAGCCUGGGCAGAUUGUGAAGUUCCCCAAUAUUUAAGGAGAAAAAACUAUUCUCUCUCCCCUUGACGUGACUGUGGCUAUUGCCUAAACUUCAGCUUGGGGACAUCAUAUCCAUGUGAUACUGACAGCUGAGGAUUUUUUUUAAGAGUUGUGGUAGUUUCAAUAGGUUUGUUUAAAGAACUCUUGGGAAAUUUCUUAACAAAAAUUGUAAUAGGUUUUAUAAACUUUCUUACAGAGGUGUUUACCUCCCAUCAUCACCACCAUUUAAUAUUUAUAAGUGCCCAGAAUAUACAAGGUGCUAUAGCUGUUAAACACCUCUCUGCAGCUGUUUGAGAUUAGAGUAGGUUUUUGCACCAGCCAUUGCUAGAAGUUUCCCCACCUAGGUGGGCUGUGGGGGCCUGCAUUCCAGACAUCCCAUUACAUGUUUCCCACUCCAGAGAGCCUCUGUGUUUAUUUCAGCUUCUCACCUUUACCCAUCCCACUCACCUCCAUGUUUUUUUUAAAUCAAGAAAGUUUCAGGGAAUCAAAAGAGGUUGGAAGUUUUUUAACCUAGCAGAAGUACAGAGUCAUAUAUUUUGCUAUGAAUAUUAUUGUAUUGUGGAAAAUCCAUUUUGCCCAUAUAGUGUGUGGAAAGUAUGUGUGUGCACUCACAAUAACUUGAAUGUUGAACCAGCCCUAUGGCUUCAGGGUAGCAUUUUUGAAAGAUAAACCACACUGCUUCAGGAAACUUGCUCCAAAUACCGCUUGGUUAUCCCUUCCCUUACCAGUUUUAAAGUGUUAUGUGUGAACACACUGGGUUGGGAUUUUCUGUUGAUGAUAUGCAGGGCAUUUUGGCAUAAGAUCAGGGCAGAAGCAAGAUGUCAUCAUUCUCAGUGAUUUGCAUCAUGGCAAUCCUCAUUCCAAUCUCUCUUUACUUCCCCAUGACUCUGCCCACACUCUAUAUUUGAAAAUCUUGUUUCUCUUGCUCUUUCCUGGAGCUUCACCACUCUACUUAGAUAUUUUAGAGUUGUAUAAAUCUACCCAUGAAAGGUCCCCUCUGUCACCAGGUGGCACCACCCUUUGGUUUGCUGUGGUACUUUGCUGUGUUCUCUGUGGCAUCAUGUUACUGUGUAAAUAAAUUCAUUUUAAUA
Equus quagga is the source of this 11547-nucleotide messenger RNA. RefSeq names its product inactive tyrosine-protein kinase PEAK1-like. Gene Ontology annotation, cellular component: actin cytoskeleton; focal adhesion. Gene Ontology annotation, molecular function: protein kinase activity; ATP binding. Gene Ontology annotation, biological process: protein phosphorylation. The transcript is spliced from 8 exons. Lineage: Eukaryota; Metazoa; Chordata; Mammalia; Perissodactyla; Equidae. The record is from RefSeq and is a predicted model, not a curated record. Bases 741 to 5972 code for a protein of 1743 amino acids.